AUGUCGACCAACUCCAUUUCCCAGGAGGAUCACAGAGCAAACGCUGAUGGCCACCCCGACCCCACAUGUGUCGACGAGAACACUCUCAUGUGCUAUAUCGAGCCAAAAGAGGGACACGAGAGCAGUGAAGUCAUCGGAAUCAAGAAUGGCCGUCGCACCAUAAUGUGUACGUUCAAAAAUCCCAGAGACGGUGGUCACCUGUGCUCCUACGGCAUAGUCGAAACCGAACCGACUUCCACCCCUGAGGAAGUCAAGAACGACUAUACCAAGAAGUGCGACGAAUGGAAGAACUCCGAAUGUUGGAAAGAUCUUGAGAUCAUGUUGCGUUGUCUCGUUUCUGAGGGACAAAUCUGUGUCGACCACUGUGUUCUGCUCGGGCCCGGAAGCCCUAGCUCGGCCAAACAUGGCAGCAUAUCCACAGAAGAGUGCAGACAGCGCUCUUUGCUGCAGUUUGCCGUGUUCUGCUCUGUUGCGAGCUUGAUUGCGUCCUGCCAGGGUGACAAGCCUCCGAAACUAUUCGCACAAGAACCUAGGUUCAAUGAUGUUGACCGCGAACUCUGCCAUUACCUUGGAAUCCAGAUUGUGGACCACCCGGAGGGUUUCCAAAAGAUCACCAGCAACUCCUUCGCCUAUUGCCCAGGCGCAGAACAGAUUGUCGAUCUGCGCUGUUUCGAGCAUGAUCCCGCUCUUUACCUGGGCGGGGAAGCUGAGACUUGGCUUGACGCCCGUGGACGCCUCAGAUCGAGGUUUGAGGGAAUCGAAUAUGACGAAAAUCAGAGAAUGGUUCCGUCGGAUGAAUCGUAUGGCGCUGAGGAGGCAUUGUGUGCGCAGAUUGUGAAGACGUUCAUGAGCACGCGGGAGGAGCAUGUUCUCGAUGAUUACGAAGACGGGGCUAUUAGCUUCAGCACCGUUAUUGCUGCCCUUCGCAUUGGUCAUUCCAUUGGCGCGGUUGUAGACGUUCAUCAGGCCCAUGUUAUGCUGCACUACAACCCACGUCUUGUCCACGAGUCGAUUGUUGGCCCAUCCACGCAGCUGUCAACUCAGCACAUUGAGCAAGUCCAGUUGCACCAAGGGGCAAGCUUCCAGAUAGAUUCACGACCAUCUUUCCACCUCAGCAGCCCUACAACAAUCAACAACGCAAUAUCUGCAGCUGAACUGAGAGAAGGCGACUCCAACGCUGCAAACCCCAGAGGUAGCCGCCCAUUACCUUUUUUGGUUGAUCCAAUAACUGGAAAGAUCCUGCGAGGUUUGGCCGCUGGCAUCGGGCUCGCAGCAGAAGCCUACCAUCAUCACAAGGAGAAGAAGAAAACUACAACGGCAAAUGAGGGAGAAGACAAUCCACCACCUACUAUCCAUGAAGGGAAUAGUCAGCAUCACCCACACGAUGAGGAUAAUUACUCCGCUACACAUGACGAGCAGGACACGCUCAACGAGUAUUAUUCAUCCAGCAUCCCGCAGCAAAUGUACGAAGCGACCUGGCAGCUGGACGAAGCACAAGAUCGUCUCAGCAGCCAGGAACCUCCACCGUACUCCGUGAGCGAAGAACAGCUUCCUCAACUUGCAGAGUCGUUCUUACAGAAUCACUCUUCACCACCCCUUCAAAGAACACAACCCCCAAACCUCCCUUUACCUGUCCUCAUCACCCAACGCCGCCCUGGCAAGCGAUCAAGAGGUUUCAUCCGCGCAUACGCGCCGCCCCUUCUCAACGAUGUCGGAAUCGACCAAGUGACUUUCCUCGAUUUCAUCGACAAUCUGAACAAGGCCGUCCAGCCAAGCGGCUUGAUCCAAGCCCUCAACCUGGCGUCUAUCGCUGGGCUAUUCGCUCCGGAUCACUUCGCUUUACUUAUCUCCAUUGCGAUCCAGGUGGCUACGAAUAUAGGCGAUGAGAUCCAUAGUCGGGUGAAAACGAAUAGUUUCCUUGAUAGGAUCAACGAUUCAUUCUUCGCGCCCAGAGGACUUGUCGCUAUUAUCAUGACUUGGAAGCCCAGCCAGCUACAGGAAAUGAUCACGACAGCUACUUUCGAUGUGGACUCGUCGCUCGCGCCGGUAGUAUCGAACGGCGAGAGCAGUGGAUACGAGAAGUUCAAGCGAAAGUUCGCUCCGUCGGGAGGAGUGCCGACUUUCGAGUGGCCUGAGUUCUCACCGGUGAUUUUCCCCGGGCUUGAUGAUCUGGUCGCAGAUAAGGAACAAGUUAAGAAGAAAAAUGGACUUAAACGAUCGUCGAAUUUUGUCGAAGAGUAUAUGGAUAGGAGAGCACGGGCGAAAUGGGCAGGGCAUCAUCCGCAGAGCAUGAUAGCCAAUGCGGGGCCUAAGGAGACGUUCAAGUCGAUUUACUCGGAUCCUAACCAUCCUGCGAGCAGUGGUGAUCCAUUGGCCUUGUUGACGGGAGGACGUGUGCAACUUCCGUCGCUGCCUGUACCUGGUCGUCUUGGAGGUCGAAAUAACAAGCAGACGUCCGGUGGUGAAGGUAGAAGCUCGUCUACAGAUGGCGUCAUUCGCAAGGCUAAGACUGGGGCCUUACCUACGUUACUAUCAGGGGGAUUGACACUUCUCAAGAAGGACAUACUAUACCUUUUGAUUGUCAACCGUCCAACACAGCAGCAGCUCGCGGAGGCAUCGGCUCUCUUACGCUCAUCACAGUAG
Messenger RNA from Paecilomyces variotii, 2643 nucleotides. RefSeq lists its product as hypothetical. The record is from RefSeq and is a predicted model, not a curated record. NCBI's taxonomy places the organism in Eukaryota, Fungi, Ascomycota, Eurotiomycetes, Eurotiales, Thermoascaceae. Bases 1 to 2643 code for a protein of 880 amino acids. The transcript has 5 exons.